Trachymyrmex cornetzi is the source of this 678-nucleotide messenger RNA. Its product is annotated as pheromone-binding protein Gp-9-like. The coding region runs from base 115 to 633 and encodes 172 amino acids. Gene Ontology annotation, molecular function: odorant binding. NCBI's taxonomy places the organism in Eukaryota, Metazoa, Arthropoda, Insecta, Hymenoptera, Formicidae. The transcript has 5 exons. The record is from RefSeq and is a predicted model, not a curated record.
CAUAUCUUCGACCUAUGAACUGUAUAUUUGCUAUAUAUACACGACAUCUUUCAAUUAUGGUGCAACGAAGAUUCCAUAAAACAACGUUUAUUCGAAAAGAGCAAUCUUAACAAAAUGAAGGCCUUUGAAUUCUGUAUUUGCGCUUUAGCAUAUAUCUCUCUUACUUCAUCUAUACCUAUAAUGAGUAAAUUAAAAACACAACCUAAUAACAGUACUCAACUUAUGAACAUUUGCGUUAUUGAAGCUGGUAUGACUUAUGAGGAUGACUAUGGUAUAAGAGAUAUUAUAAAUGAUGUUAUUGAAAAACCUGACUUCGAGGAAAAAACACGAAAGCAUGGCUGUUUUGUUGAGUGUAUUUUAAGGAAAUUGAAUUGGAUGGAAAGAUCAGAAUUUAAGGAAGAGAAAUUUUAUGUGGAUUUAAAUAACAAAAUAUUUGCUAAUCAUCCGUAUAAAACUCAAAUAGACGAAUUUCUAAGUGAUUGUGUGAGAAAAGUAAAACAUGCACCGCAAGAAAGAUGUCAGCGAGGUGUUGUAGCAAUGAAGUGUGGUGUGAAAAAUAUGUACAGAUUGUUUCCUUCCAUACUGAAUGAAAACGAAGAGGAUAUAGAGAAUGAGGAGAAUGGAAAUAAUUAAAUAUAAUUAAAUACCCCCCUAUACACUAUACGUACAAUAAUUAAU